Vigna angularis (adzuki bean) is the source of this 1123-nucleotide messenger RNA. RefSeq lists its product as uncharacterized. The transcript has 2 exons. The record is from RefSeq and is a predicted model, not a curated record. NCBI's taxonomy places the organism in Eukaryota, Viridiplantae, Streptophyta, Magnoliopsida, Fabales, Fabaceae. Bases 9 to 359 code for a protein of 116 amino acids.
UCUGGGUAAUGGAACAUGUUUUAUUUGGUCAGAAGAAGUUGGCUAAAAGAAAAAGUUGUUUACCUAGAAUUCUUCAUUGGAUUCAUGUUAAGGUUGGUGAAGCAGAAGUUGAAAAAGCCUUUUUCUGUAAUGAAAUCAUUACUGAGGUAUAUGUAACCAAGGAAGAGAUGGCUACUGAAAUUGUUAAAGAAGCCUUAGAUGGUCAUCAUAAUGCUAGAGUGAAGCAGAACUACAAAAGGAAAUCUUUGGCUGAUAUUGUUGUUGAAAAUGAAGCUUUGCGUGCUAUCAUUGGUGACCAAGAGGCAUCCAUUGUCGAGCUUGAGAAAUUAGUAGAGAAGCUACAAAUGUUUGCUGCAUAAAAGAAGCAACGGUCUGCUGAUGUUGGGAACUGUUAUUCAAAUAAAGAUUAUGACAUGGUAGUUGAUGCUUUUGGGACCACUAAUUCAGAGGAAGAUUAUGAGGUAUUACUUUCAUCUGUUGGGAAGUCAAAUUCUAAGAAAGAAUUACAAAUGCAAGGUGAUGAUGUUGAGAAGUCGAAUUUUGAGAAGGUUUUUGACAUUACACCUGAUGGUGUUGUUAAAAGUGUCCAUGAAGAGAGUGGUGAUGUUUUAGGUAAUGAAGAGAUGGAUAUUGAAAAAUCUAACAUGUACACGCGUUUAAAAGCUCAACCUAGGAAGCGUGUGAAAAGUCUAGCUUUGAAAACCCCUUGGACAAGGUUAGAUAAGAAAAAUGCCAGGCGCUAAUCAAAUAAAGGGUAAGGAUUCAUUCUUUAAAUAAUUUGAACUACUUAGUGGUUAUGUCAUUCCUGCAAUGGUAUCGCUUGUCAGCCUUGUAGGUCAGUUCUACAUUCUAUUGUUGAUACGUGUUGUUUUAUGUCCUUCUUCUUUGGGUAGGUGCGUUUCAUGGGUAAGCACUCACAUCUAUCCAUGGUUUCAGAUGAAGUCAGUAGUACAUCCUUACUUUUACUCUUUAAAUUUUUGUUCAAUAGUACAAGAACAUAUGUUUAAGAAAGGGAUUGCAUUUGUUUGUCUUUCUAAUUAUUUUCUUUUACUUGGUUAGGCGGAUGGGUUUUGAAAUAGAUUAUAUGAGUGACUUUGGAGAAUUAGUAUAAAAGAUACUGUUG